Messenger RNA from Alosa alosa (allis shad), 1490 nucleotides. It is a transcript of the gene tekt1, whose product is annotated as tektin 1. The record is from RefSeq and is a predicted model, not a curated record. Lineage: Eukaryota; Metazoa; Chordata; Actinopteri; Clupeiformes; Clupeidae. The transcript has 8 exons. Bases 147 to 1361 code for a protein of 404 amino acids. Gene Ontology annotation, cellular component: nucleus; microtubule cytoskeleton. Gene Ontology annotation, biological process: cilium assembly; cilium movement involved in cell motility.
CUUCUCUGCGCUAGGAAGCGUUACCGUGACAACCGUUUGUUUAUCUGCCCUGGAACUCUACAGCCAAGUGCUGCAAGUAACAUUGUAGACACAACAAAACACUUCGCUGUUGUUACAGCACUGCAAAUCCAAUCAGUGUGGUCAGGAUGUCCAGGCUGAUCGAACCUCCACCUAAAUUCCUACCCCACGAAUGGAAGCACGCCAACAACGUUCAUUGUGGGAAUGCAGAAUCAGAGCGAGCCCGCUCUGAGCGUCUCACUGUGGAGUCGCAGCGACUGAUGGAGAAGUGUGACAGGGCGACCAAACAUAUGCAAGAUCAGGCCAGUAAAAGAUUGGAACAGAGAAUCCAUGACAUCAAAUUCUGGAAACUGGAGCUGGACAAGAAGCUGAAUGAAGUGGUGAGCGAGACUGAGAACCUAAUCACCAGCAAGAGCAGAGUGCAGAGAGCCCUGGAGAGCUGCUUCGAGCCCUUGAAAGUCACCAUGCAGUGUCUUGCAGAGAGAGAGAAGCGGGUGGGUAUUGACCUGGUGCAUGAUGAGGUAGAGCAAGAGCUGAUGAAGGAGAAGGAGGUGAUCGAGGGUGUAACCACCCUCCUUCAGCGCACUCUGGAGCAGACCAAUGAGCAGAUCAGGCUCAACCGAUCAGCAAAGUAUUAUCUAGAGAAGGAUCUGCAAGGCAAAUUCCAGGCAGAGAAGAUUGAUGAUUUAUGCAGCAUCCUAACCAGCACCAAUCAAAAGAUUGACAGCAGAGCUGGAGUCUUGGAGACUGGUCCAGCAAGUAACACAGUGACACCGGACGAGUGGGAGGCAUUCUCUGACAUUAACAUCUGCAAAGCUGAGAGGGAGAGAACCAACUCGGUGUCUCUGCGGUCCCUGGUGGACAGCCUGCUGCAGCAGACAGCCACAGAUAUGUCCCUGCAGCAUGAGGCCACAGGUGCCGCUUUGGGGAUAAACGUGCAGAGGACCAAGAGUGCCAAAGCCCUACUGGAGGACCAUCUCAGCAAGGUAUUGGCUGAGUUGGCCAGCCAGGAGAGGAACCUGGAGGCCCUGCGUGUGAACAUGGCAGAUAAGGAGGGCCCUCUGAAAGUGGCUCAAGCUCGGCUCACAGCACGCAGCCUCAGGCCCGACGUGGAGCUGUGUCACGACUCGGCCCAAUCCCAGCUACUCACAGAGGUCCAGGAGCUCACCAGCCAAAUCAACAGCCUGCAGGAAGCCCUGUGGGAGGCCGAGAUGGAGCUCCGCGCGCUGGCCCGCAGCCAGCUGGCCCUGGAGGAGCAGAUCCAGGUCAAGGUCCAUUCCCUGUACAUCGACGAGGUCAUCUGCACCCAGCUGCGCCAGCCAAUCGUCAUUCACAACUUUUGAGGAGGGGAUUUAGGAGGAGCCAACUAAUAUCACAGUACACAUAAGCAAUGCUCAGGUUCUAUUUACAAAGAUGGGAAUUACUGCAAUAAAGCUGAAAGUUAUGCAUCAUGAAAUGUGGGGAGAAAGUCA